Molecule: messenger RNA, 599 nt
Organism: Bombyx mandarina (wild silkworm)
Lineage: Eukaryota; Metazoa; Arthropoda; Insecta; Lepidoptera; Bombycidae
Source: RefSeq, a predicted model, not a curated record
AUGAUUUGGUUUUGGAUUUUGACCGGGAUCUUGGCUUUAAGUGCUGCCGAUGAAUACAUCGGUCCCGGAAGAUGGCUUAUCAUAAGCGUAGAGAAAUGCCCUGAGGACGAAAUUUAUCCAAUAAAUUUCGAAAUAGCAAAGAAAAAGGUGAAUCGAACUCAUGAUGGAUUCCAUGGCAGCAUGGUCCUUAAUCAAGCUCUGGACGAUGAGUUUGGGAUCAACAUAGAUAUCUGCAAAUACGUGGACGGGGGCUGCAAGCAGAUACAGGUUUUACAGGAUGACUGCCUAUGUUGCUUCGCAAGGAAAUACGCCAAGGAUAACUUAGAGAGAGGACUCACAUUGGCCGGCAUCGACCCGCCUGACUGUCCUAUAAAACAGGGUAGUUACGAAAUAAAAGACUUCGUCAUAGACUACGACGAGCUUCCAAAUAACUCGAUUUACGGGAGAUUCAUGGCCCGAGUCGAGUUAGUCGGCAAGGCCUUAAACAAACCCGACACCGAAGUCCUUGGAUGUAUAAUCCUCAAUUCAGAAUUCAACAAAUGCGAAGACGACGAAGACGAAUAACUAAAGCAUAAAACUAAAUAAUUAUUGAAGUUCUA